Molecule: messenger RNA, 7740 nt
Organism: Dermacentor albipictus
Lineage: Eukaryota; Metazoa; Arthropoda; Arachnida; Ixodida; Ixodidae
Source: RefSeq, a predicted model, not a curated record
ACCAGCAGUCUGCACAGUGCUGACAGCAAUACAGACAUUUCCUCUCGACGAUCUAUAUCCACCAGCUUUUGGAGAAGCUUCCAAAGAAUAUCCAGUCAUUGUAUCGGCCGACAUUAGCAGCAAACUGGGUUGGAAUCUGCACGUGGAACCACUGCGAAAUCGAGAAAAAGCAAGAAUCCGCACUCCAGCUGGUUUAACGAAGAGACCAGCCGUUAAGCCCGCUAGGUCUGUCAGGUUUUCAUACCAUGAACAUCCAGCCUGGAAAAUGUUACUCGCGGACACCAAUAGGUUCGUCGACGCCAUUGACAAGCAGGUAAAGCCCACCAACUCCACGAACGGAGUGUCGUCCAAGCCGAACACUCGUACGGCAAAUACAGCACUCGAACUCGCGGUGAUCAAUGGUCUGACAAAUGCUUCCGACGUUUCAUCACCUGAAAACCGCGUGCAUACGCCAACAGGCACGCCGUCGUGCCAAAAGGGGACUUCCCGGUCAGUUGUGGAAUGCUCCAGAGUACAUGUAGUACCCGAAGAAGUCGCUGCACUUGCCCGUGGACCGGGCCGUGCUAUACCAAGUGCUGUGUCGAAGCAUUUGUUGCUAAACGCGAGUCCACUAGCGUCACAUAACGGCAGCGCGAGCGCAUUGGCCAGCCGAGUACCUUUGAAUCAGUCGAGGCUGCACGGUUACAAGGUCCUAGCGCCAGAGCCCAGCGUUGAAUCUAAGAGCGCCGGGAACACCUUUAGCGGGAAAUCUUCGUCGGUGACCGCCGCGACAUCCCCGAAGAGGCCGAGACUGCUUCGCGGCAGAACGGCUACUAUCAAGCCAACUGCAACAAAGCGGCUCCCCGAGUUUCCAGGGGCAACCAGAACCAGUGAGACGAGAACGGGUCACGACUCAGCCCACCGGGUUGACGCCGCAACAAAACGUGACGACGGCGCUAUAUUAGGACAAGGAAGCUCAAACAGCUCCAAGCCCCGGAGAAUUCGGCGCAGGAAAAAACGGCCGAAGCUAACCCUUUUCCAACCAAGGCGGCGCAAGCUGGCAGCAGACGUGAAGUGGCCCCGACGAAGCAAGUGCCGCACUGUUGGAGCACGGCGGCGCACCUGCGAACCAGACCAGCAGAGACCGGAGGACCACAUGACCGACUCGUCCGUGGUUCGACCGCGAGUGUACGGUUUGGAUCCCGUCGUCGGGAGCGAAGAGCGGGAACAGCAGACGAGGCAGCCUGCCGUAAAACGCACUCGUCAAGUGCACCGGCCGCCCGAAGAACCGACGAGUCGUGAGUCGCGAGAGGAUUACUACGACUAUUCGCCGGAAUACCACGCCGAAGAAGACUAUUACCACGACUCGUACCCCGAAGACGUCAGCGACGAGGAUUCGCAAGAACUGGCCCGUCGAGAAAGUAAUCUCGCAAGCCCUGAUGCUCCGGCACAGAAAGGAGGCCUGCCGAAAAUCGACGCCAGCUCGACCUUAGAAAAAGCAGCCGCUAAUGAUGUCGGAUCUGACCACGAAUCGAUAACGGGUACUGACCGUUUAAACUACAGUGACGCAAGCAAGGACGCAGUGGAUCCGGCAAACCAAAGCGCGAGUUCCCGUGCGCUGAACGACACAGUGGAAGGCUUUACACUUCUAAUUGAAAGUGACGGCGAGCUCGCCUCCGUCGGAUUGCGUCAAGACCCACCGAAUUCGACAAAUGUCGAGCAAGGUCCGACCCGUGACCCCGAUGAAAUAAGGUUACCGCGCACAGACCCAACGCCGGCGGCUGCGUCGGAACUUGCCGCCAUGUCGGGUGUCCAGCUGAUUCGCGAUGCAGACACCAUUCACGGAGGUGCACACAGUACUUCGAGCGAUCGAAGUGAGGACAAAGGAGCAUCCAAAUUUUUCAGUUUUGCAGAGGUUUCUGCACAUGGACAGCACCGCUUUGGCUACAGGAAAGGCAAUGACCAACAUUUCAUUGGAAGGCUGGAGCUGGCUGACGGCCCGCGUGUCAAAUCUGUGGUUGUGUGGGCAGACAGAAGAGGAGGCCAUGGAAAACAUAUCUGGGACUACAACCACAAGGACUGAUGACAACACACUGCUGUUAUAUUUACACAAAGUGUCUGCGCUAAAUGCUUCAUGCCUGAAACUGCAGUAAAGCAAAACUUCACUGAAAAAAAAAACAUCAAUUGGUCUCAAAAAACUGUUCAUGUAAGUAAACAUAAGUACAUGAGGUUGCCAGAGACAAGGAUACAUAUUUUAUCAGGCAACAUUUUUCUGUCCUCAGAUAACAAGACGAAUGAAUUAAUCAACAUAAUGCAUUGGGAAAUUUUCUUGUAUACUGAUAAAGGAAACAUAAUGCAUUGGGAAAUUUUCUUGUAUACUGAUGAAGAAAACAAUAUGCAAGUCCCUGUCCUUUACACAGCAUAUUUAUUUUUUAUUGCUAAUUUGUCGAGGUUCUUUUUUUGUUCAAGUGGACUGCAAACCAAUAUUUCCAAACUUUUGCAGCAAUAAAAAGAACCUGUAAAAUAAUAUUUAUACUACAGUGCAAAGAAAGAUUAUACUUUGGAUGAUGAAAGGGUAGUGUGUUUCUUCAAAUCUAAAGUACCACCGGUGGCUUAUGGUUGAGAUAUGUAGAUACUUUGUCAUUUACUAAAUGUUGCAGUGAGCAUAGCUUCUCCUAUUUCAGUUUAGCUUCCUUUGGGAGUUUAAAAUUAGAAGUUUUGGGUUAACCACUUAUCUCUUAGAAUUUCACUAACACAUAAUGAGAUCCUUCAAUUACCAACAUGGUCUUCUAAGGUAUUCUGGUCAGUUGUGGGUCACAUCUGCCUUCAUGGAAGAUCUGCCUUCAUGGAAGAAGUAACGAGUAUUCUGUCUGUAAAAUAACAUUGUGGGAAACCUCCUGUAUUUUUGUACCACCCACCCCUUAUGUAAUACCCCGCAAGGGGUCUUUAAGGUAAUAAAAUGAAAUAACUUCCCCAGUACGAGGCAGUAUCAGAUAGUUUUGAGACUGGCUCUGUUUUGAAAAAAAAAGUAAUUUGUGUGCAUGAAAACAAUGUCACUUUUGAAAGAGUCCCCUUGCACAGCAAUACAGUCCUUCCAGUGUUUCUGCCACUUUUCAAAUUUUAAUGGAAGUAUUCUUUCCUGCAUGUGCAUUUUAGUAUGUGUGGCAGAUGGUUACACGUCCUUGACGUGUGUGUUUUGUUUGUAGUUUGCAGUACUGUGCAUGUUGUACCUGUUAGGGGCCAGUGACUAACUACAACAGCUAAAGGCCCAAAUGGUAAUUACUGUAUUUUGCAUUACAUUCCUUUAUUUAAAAAUAAGGUACCGCAGGGAUUUGUGCUCGAUUUCAGCUAUUGUGUCAAAAUGGCGACCAUUGGGCUGGGUUUUAAUGUGAUCAGCAUGCUUAGGGUACAUCACAAACUUUCGGGGGGGCUGACUAUCUAUCCAUCCAUGUCUCUGUUUCCGGCCAACUCAGAUCACUAAGUAGUUUAUAGUCUAUUGGGUAGCACAUCUUGCUGUCAUGCUGAGGGCACAGGGUUCGAAACCACUGUCGGAACAACUUUGUUCACUGGCAACGUGCUGCUGUUCAAUGAACCUCCUUAAAGGGCAGCUCUGGCGUUUUUCUAACCAUAUUAGGGUACUGUCAUUUUCAGAUGGCACUGACAGUCCUGUCACCGAUAGGGUGGCUCAAUUUGCUUAUAAAUUCAUCAAUAAUAUUAAAUAACCAAUAAACAAGAUACCAAAAGCGAAACGUGUAGCUGCUUUGUGUGACGUCACGAUGAGUUGAUGACGUCAGAUCCUACACUACCAUAAUGUAAACACACAGAAUGCGCGCUAAACAUGCAGUAAACGUGGCGCUAAUGCCAUAGAAGCAAUGCGAUUAUGUCUCCUGACUACACAGGGAGCUCUUACAGAUUUUCGAAACCAGACAGUAGCGAUUUCAGCUACUGUUUUAGCGACAGUGGCGGUGUAGUCUCUGACGUCAUAAAUACACGGUGACCAGUAGAAAGUCGUCAAUCAAGAACGCAACCAACCUUUAAAAGUGAUUCUCAGGAAAACUAAAUGACUUGCAGCCAUAUUGUUCAGCACAGAUAAUCAGAGCACAAAAGAGAAUGCAUAUUCAAAUUUUUACUAAGAUCAGUGAACAUCAAAAAAUCACUGGAGUUGUUUUUUAAAGGGCCCCUGAAACUGUUCGGACAAAUUUUGUAGACACAUAGGGUACAGUUAAAGUUAAUCACUCACUCCAAAAUUUGUAUGAAACAUCUAUAUUAAGAGAGCUAUGGACGAUUACAAGUUACCCUCUUCCAUAGUCACGCAUUUUCUCCUCAGCUCGUUCGCCGAGUGAUCGGAGCUAAGCUUCACCUUCACUGGCUCUGCGUCAUGAUGGCACAUCGUGUCGACGACUUCCAGUUUUCUAGAAACGAGCGCGCGAAGCCUCUCCGAGCUCUCCUCCAGCUGCUUGGCAGUCGACCCCGAGUGAGGGCUAUCGAAGCAGCAUGCGUUGCGAGCAUUCCGUCACAGCAUCGAACGUGUCUGGUAUUCCGGUAACCACAAGCGAGCUGGGCGUUUCGACGGAUGGCUGGAGGCAUAAACUCAAGCUGAUGAAGUAACUUUAGCGUAGACGUACGUGAGCUGCCGGAUCGAUCUCCAUGGUCCAGCCAACCGUUGGUGCAGGGCUUAACCAGCCAAACAAAGAGCUAAUAUUGCUCUAACCAAGUGUAAAACAUUUUAAACAUUUACAAAAACAAUGUGUUAACAAUUACACUCCUGCGAAAAAUUUACACCAGCCGCAAAGAAGAAUACAUUUUGUUGCUGCUACUGUGUGUGGUUGAGCUCUGUGCUACCAGGUGGCUGCACCAUGCAGACCAUUCACAUUUGCACUUCUGCUCAUCCCAUGAGACGACACAGUCAAGCGGCCAGGCCCUGUCCCAUUGCUCUUGCGAUUACCCUAAUGCCGGACUCGCGAAACUCUAUUGCGUUAGUAAUCUUCCAGUGUAAAGUGACGGCCUCAAAUGCACAAAUCCUGGCACUGAUCGUCUAGCGGCAGUUCGAUGCACUGCUGCCAGUCAGCUCGUCUGCUGCUUUGCAGCGGCACACGAUGUCGCAGCUUGACAUAUUGCCAGUCGCUACGUUUGCAAUCCACAACACAACAAAGUUGAAUCAUAGUGCUCGCGAAAAAACUGAGACCAACUCUGACUGUGGAGCUCUCGUCGAAAUGGAGCAUGUUGUAACACAAGCAGACGACGCUUGCUCUAUGCCGGAAGUGCUUAAGUGUAGUGAGAUAUUGUUCCUGUGCACUCUCUUUCUGUUACUUUCUUUUUAUAGAAACAAAUUAACUAACGUUUCAACUAUUACGAAGAUCAUUUGUGCACCAUAAAGGUGGAAAAAUUAUCGAUAACGCGCCUUAGGCAGCCAAUUGGAUAGCUCGCCCACAUGACUUCAUGUGGGUAGGGGCAGCUGAAGAUUCCGCCGAGCAGUGUGCUGCGAUCGGCACCGAUGUACAGGCGCCGAUAAAAGUGGUAUACUCCAUGCAGCGGGAGCCGGAACAGCAGCACACUGCAUCGCGACGCCAUCUACAGGCGGCAUCUGGGAUCGAGACAGCCAAUGGGUGCCCUUUAUUAUCGGCAGACAUGUUCCCAGAUGCUGCCUGUAGAUGGCAUUGCGAUGCAGUUUGCCGUUGCUCCGGCUCCCGCUGCGUGGACUGCAUGGAGUAUACCACUUUUGUCGGCGCCUGUACAUUUUUAAAGCCUUAUAUUAAAUUACAUGCUUUACGCAGAGCACUUAGAUGCGUCUAUUAAUGAUCAGCAGGAUGUACUAUAACGAGUCGGGACGUUUGUACAAUAUCGUCAAAAUCGUUUCAGGGUCCCUUUAACGUCACUGUGGCAACUGGCAACAAUGUGCAAUUGGGUAUGAGUCCUAUGGACUUGAAAAAAACCUCUUUGACAUUAAUUUGCAUCACUGGGUAUGUGCAACAGGGUAUGUGCCAAACUUCAGUAAUUUUCUUCAACGGGUAUGUGCCUCACAUCAAUGAACCUCUCUGAUGCCAACUUGGGGCCACUGGGUACAUGCCACUGGGUCUGUGUCGUAUCCAGUGUUGGGUGGUACUAGAUCCUCGUCAUAUAUAUUCAUACAAUCUUCUCUGAAUAUUCACACAUGCACCACAUAAGAACUUUGCAAUGGGGCUGCCACAUGGCACAAUGUGUCAAGAGAAGGCCAAGAGAGGAGCCAGGCUGCAUACAUGUAUCAUACAUGAUGUGUUUCUGUGGUACUACAGAAUGUCACUAAAUUACUUCAAUGCUAAUUGCUUUAAAGUCAACAUCUAUCGUAAGAUGGGUUCUGCCGAAAUUUUCUGAUAUUGAGAAGAGAGCGAAAUAAGCAGGCGCCAAAUCUGACAAGGAGGGUGAAUAUGGAAGCAAAACCAUGUUUCCCGCGAGAAGCGAGUGUGUGACCUGCGACAGGGUACACUGUCUUCAUGCAGCACCCAGCUCCUCAUCUGUGCCAGAUCAGGCCGUUUUUGCCGAAUGUCCUCACUCAGAAGCCCUAAGAUAUGUCAAUAAAACUUUCUGCUCAUAGUCUGGCCAUUCAGGACAAACUUAUGAUGCACAAUACUGCCAAUGCCAAAAAAGCCAAUGAGCAUGAACUUUGUCAAGCUGCGCACAUGCCCAGCCUUUCUUUGGUUGUGGAGAUGUUGGGCAUUUCCACUUCAACGACUUCCUCUCAAGUUGCUUCCUCUCAAGGUUGUACGUGUACACGUAAGUUUCAACCCUAGUGAUGAUUGUCGGCGUGAAAGACAGUUCAAUCGUCAAGUUUUGGUCCCACAUAUUUUGCUCUCUUACCAAAAUUAAAAACCUAGCUCAAAGAUUACUGUUCUGACAUGAUUCCUGAAAUCAAGCAUAGCUCACAAAAGGUGCUCAACUCAUAUAGGAAAAAAUACCUCCAAUAAAUAUUUGGAAAAUGGCAACACCAGAAGUACUGUAUUGCUCCGGAAGGGGAAUAUUAUGAAGGUGAGUGUUUGAAUGCGCAUAAACAAAUUACUUUCUUCAGAACAAGGCCAGUCUCAAAACGUUUUGAUACCACCUUGUAUGCUAUUAGAAUGCUUUAGCGCACCAUCAACACUGCACCACUAACACUGCUUGCCUCGGCACAUUCCAGCCUUGUGUGCACUUGUCAUGCUGACUCUCGUACAGAUCACAAUAAGAACAAAUGUGAGUGAGAGACUCUACGUGCUCUCAGAUGCAUCAUUCUGUCUAUAUGUAAAAUGUUAAUAUAGUCCACUGGCUUACUAUUACAUUGAAUGUACAGUGCUCAGUGAUCAAAACAUGAUACAAUGCAUGGCUGCUACCACUGUUUUGUUCCACUGGUGAGUGCUGGAUGAUUGUUAUGAGAUCAAAUGCAACCACAGCGUGUCACAAAGGCUCUCGUUUUCACCGUAUACCACAAUGCAUCCAAAGCGUCAGCUCGGUGUCUAUGUAUCAGCAUCGUCAGCACAAGAUGCGCUGGCAGUCAUGCGCUACGAACAUCCUGUUUCAAUCGCUGAGCACUCUACAUACACCUCUGGACGAUGGCCAACUGAUGGUACCACUUUGCCUUUUUGUACAGGGCUUGCUUUUACAGUCAAGUGCUCUUCUUAGGGAGCACAUCACCUACAAUUGUGCAAGCCUAUUCAAAAAUUUAAUUGAAAGUAGUUUGACCAAUAUAAAGUAUUCAUUCAGUAACUUAAGUUCCUUUUUUCUUUCCUUUGAUGUAGUUUAUUAUAGUAAUGA